CCUUUUUACGAGGAGCGAGACCGGACGGGCCGAGAGAAACACGGUUACCUUUUCUGUGUUUUGUCCGAAGACCCCUCGUAUGGGGGCCCGGUCUGUUUUCAACCUCCUCGGCCCUUUUCCAAGGGUUUCUCGCCCUUCUUCGUGAAAAUCGCGAGAAAACACGGCGUUUCCACUCGUCUCUUCCAAUCGAGAAGGGGUUUUUAGUAUAAAAGGUUUGGAAGAGAGGUUCUACUGGUGUAUUUCGGUUCAUGGUUGUCGGAGCAGCCGCGGGGUAGGGGGGAGCGAGCGAGAAUGCCAGUACUGCUUCAGUCGAAACAGCGUCGCUCGACCCUUAAAACCUCCAUUAUAAAAUAGUCGCCGGUCCCCAAACGUAAAACCGAUCGCCGUUCCAUAAACUCCUACACCGGGUUUUAAAUACUGUGUGGAAAACAUAUUUUUCAAUCGUGCCGAUAAUAAAAACCUGUUCGCGCCGGAUGCUCAAUUGACUUCACGAGUGUUUACUUGCUGCCUUUCUUGAGAAGUUGAUUUUAUUUAGAAAUGAGGUAUAGUCAACCGGAGAGGGGUCGGUGUUGAUUUGUCCGUGCGGGAUGGACAGUGUUUGCGUUUUUUAUGCUGCGAGCGCGUGUGUUCAGUGCUGUGUUGAGUGCUUCGGGAAAAUGAAGCCCUGUUUGACCCGAGCGCAGGGAGAGGCUGUCUUUCAAAACAUUGUCUCACGUGUUUUCGCUGUCACAAAAUGAGACAAGGACGCGGAGGUCAGCGAAGCAAAAAAUGCUGUAGCCGUCGAGUCGCUCCACCUAUCUCGUUACCGGCCACACUGGAAGACCCAGGGGUAUCUUGGAAGGGGCCCCCUGGGGAUGGUCAGGGGUUCCCGAAUUCGACUCCCAAUUUCUCCGGGGGUCCUCCGAACUCUUACCAAGGGCCCUCACCCUUCCAAGGACCGGGAAGCGGUAGUCCUGCUGGCUCAGGAGGUCCUUACCCCCCGCCGGGGUCUACCACCCCACAGUACACCGCUUCCCCGGCCCCGAGCGGCUCUUCGACCCCGGGGCCGCCCCAGCCCGGGGGAUUCCCUCCGCCCCCGAAUUCUUCGGGUGUCGCGCCUCCUUACAACGGCCCGACAUUCGGAUCCCCUUCGGGGGCCGGGUUCGUCGGGCGUCCGGGGUCCUCCGGGCCUCCUUUCGGACCACCCGGAGGAGGCAACCCCCAUUUCGCAUCUCCGGGGCAACCCUUCGGAUCCCACCAGUUCGGUCUUCCCCCAGGAUCACCUUUCGCCCACGGACCCAUGCCAGGACCUAUGCCCGGACAUGGAAUCAUCCCUCCACAGAUGCAAGCUCCCGUCGACAGGAUAGACCAGGGAUGUGUGCCUGUUCCCAGGAGGCACACCCCUUACUUCGGACAGCCUGACUACAGGAUAUACGAGCUGAACAAGAGGCUGCAACAAAGGACUGAUGAAAGUGAUAACCUUUGGUGGGAUGCAUUCGCCACAGAGUUUUUUGAAGAUGAUGCAACACUCACCCUAACGUUCUGUUUAGAAGACGGACCAAAGAGAUACACCAUUGGGAGGACGCUCAUUCCUAGGUAUUUCCGAAGUAUAUUUGAAGGGGGUGUAACUGAACUGUAUUAUAAUUUGAAACACCCAAAAGAAUCUUUCCACAACACAAGUAUCACACUUGACUGUGAGCAGUGCACUAUGGUGACUCACCAUGGAAAACCGAUGUUCACAAAGUGGUCAGAUAGGGCACCUCUAGACGAAGCUGGUUCUUGCCAGGUGUGCACGGAAGGAAGGCUUAUCUUAGAGUUCACAUUCGACGACCUGAUGCGGAUCAAGUCCUGGCACCUCUCAGUGAGGACUCAUCGUGAAUUGGUCCCCCGUUCAGUCGUCACUAUGCAUUCACAGCAGGAUCCGGGCAUGUUGGAUCAACUUAGUAAAAACAUCACGAGGCAGGGGAUAACAAAUUCGACCCUCAACUACCUCAGGCUGUGUGUAAUAUUAGAGCCCAUGCAAGAACUUAUGUCAAGGCAUAAAGCUUAUGCUCUUUCUCCAAGAGAUUGCUUAAAAACUACGCUCUUCCAAAAAUGGCAGCGGAUGGUAGCACCUCCUGAAUCACAAAGGCCUGCAAACAAGCGGCGAAAAAGGAAAGGUUCACAGUCUGGGGGUGCAGCAAACAACGCCCCUCCUGCUCCAAAUAAGAAAAGAUCUCCAGGACCCAAUUUCUCUCUUGCAUCCCAGGAUGUCAUGGUUGUCGGAGAGCCAUCACUGAUGGGAGGCGAGUUUGGAGAUGAGGACGAGAGGCUGAUUACGAGGCUAGAGAACACGCAAUACGAUGCGGGCAAUUCGAUAGAACACGACCCCCAUUCUUUUAGUGAUUCCCCACUUGCGGGUGGACCCGGUGGGGGUGGCACUUGGGGUGGAGGAGGGCCUGGUAGCGGUGGUGAAGGCGGACGGGGGCCUCCUCCACAAGGUGGCCCACCUCAGCAACAGGGAUCCACACCCACCAGUCAGGACACUGACAAAAAAUCACCUGCCUUCUUUGACCAGUCGAACACAAGUGCAAGUGCUCUGAACAAUGGUGUGUGCAAAAAUGUGUGACCAGUGAGCUAUCCUUAGAAGGAGGAAUGUGUGUGAGUGUGUGCGCGAAAGGGCAUUAUCUGUUCCUCCUUUCUGUACAAAAAAAAUGUAAUAAUAAUUUUACGCCCUUUAUUGAAAUUUUUUAAAUAUAUAAAUAAAUAAAUAUAUAAUAUACAUUCAUACAUUCACACACACACACAUACAUACAUACACAAACACACAUAUACAACACACACAAGAUAGACGAACAAAAAUUAUAUACAAAGUAUUUAAAUAUGGAAUAAGUCAAGAUUUGUGAAAAUCAGGAAGAAAAUGUGUCAAAAACGAGUACAAAGCCCAUUUUUGCUUACUGUACAAAAUGGAGAAAUAAGAAAAGAGGAUAGAGUCCAUGAAUGAAUGUGCAAUUCUUUUGUCUCUUAAUAUGUUUACUUAAUUAUUCUAUUGUUAUUUUGAUAUAUAAAAGAAUGGGAAAAUGUGUAUAAAUAAUGAAGAGACCAUUGAAUGUGAGACAGAUCAGUAUUUUCCCAAAAAGCCAGCCACUAUUUGAACACAAAAGGCUAACUUAGUGUAGUGGACAUUAUUAUACGUAUGUGAAAAAUUCCUUACUGUAUAUUUAUUCUUUAUAGUGUUACAGUAGUGUAGAAAUGAACAUCACAAAUCGAUAGACUAUUUGGCAGUCCGAAUGCAUUGUGAUAGGAAAAGAAAGGGGGUGUUAGAAGUCAGUUUGUAAAGUAUUAAAGAAUAGAUAAUAUUUAAAACAUGAAAAACAUUAAUUAUAAAUUGAAAAAAAAAAGCCUGUUUGUUAUGUGAAUUGAAGAAGUGAAACAAAACAACAAAUGAUUACUGAUGAACAAAAAAGAUUAUCGAUUAGCUCAUUGCAAUGUCUGGCAUUAGCUGUCAAUUUGUAUAAAUUUGAUUAAAUUUUCCAUUAGCACAAGUUUGUAAAGUUGCUGUAAAACUGAUUAGGGUGACUUUUAUUUAAGACAACUUUAAAGAAACCGAUAAGUUAUAUUGAAACAAGAGAAAAAAAUUGUAAAUCCAUUUAUUUAUUUCUUUUUAUUGAUGCACAAGUACCUGUUUUGACACAUCACAAAAAAAUUUUAACUACUUAAUAAAAGUAUCACUGUUUUAAACCUAAACUCUACAUGAAGUGUUUAAUUUUUUAUUUUUCAAAUUAAAGGGGGUUCAUUGAGAUUUACAAUGAAGGCAAUGGAUGAAACAGACCAUGAAACAGCUAGCCCCCAAAUAGAACAAACAUAAUUUUGUGUUAAUCAAUGUUGCUAUUAUGCAUGAUACAGGGAUUGUUUUCUGCUAUCAUUUCAAAUAGUACUUAGACAAUAAGUACUAGGUUUUAUUAUAAACGCUAUAUAUACAUAUAUAUGUAUUCCAUUUAUAUUAAUUAUAUGUGUAUAUAGCUAUUGCACAUCACAUUUUAGUAUUUAUAUAGCUUUAUUUGUUACUAAUUGAUAGC
Molecule: messenger RNA, 4037 nt
Organism: Cimex lectularius (bed bug)
Lineage: Eukaryota; Metazoa; Arthropoda; Insecta; Hemiptera; Cimicidae
Gene: Chi
Product: LIM domain-binding protein 2
Exons: 10
Coding region: 734-2587 (617 amino acids)
Biological process (GO): nervous system development; negative regulation of transcription by RNA polymerase II; positive regulation of transcription by RNA polymerase II
Cellular component (GO): transcription regulator complex; nucleus
Molecular function (GO): LIM domain binding
Source: RefSeq, a predicted model, not a curated record